This is a messenger RNA of Dufourea novaeangliae, 3324 nucleotides long. RefSeq names its product protein toll (gene Tl). The transcript has 6 exons. Gene Ontology annotation, molecular function: transmembrane signaling receptor activity; protein binding. Bases 57 to 3320 code for a protein of 1087 amino acids. Gene Ontology annotation, cellular component: membrane. NCBI's taxonomy places the organism in Eukaryota, Metazoa, Arthropoda, Insecta, Hymenoptera, Halictidae. The record is from RefSeq and is a predicted model, not a curated record. Gene Ontology annotation, biological process: immune response; toll-like receptor signaling pathway.
GUACGCGAAUAAUUAUCGCGCGAAAUUUUCCAACGUCCGAAACGUCACUUGAUACGAUGAUGAAGCUGAGAGAGUACGCACGAGGGGUCUGCAGAAUGAUCGGUCAUUGGUGGAUCGUUUUCCCGUUGAUCAUCGUCGCGUGCAAGACAUUCGAGAUUCAGUGCCCGGAACGAUCGUGUAGCUGCCAUCCGAGUCACAAUCGCGACACCGAGAUACACUGUCGGACGGGGAACGAUUCGGCCUUCAUCGUGAAUGUCCAACCGUACAAAUAUAUCCAGAUACAAUGUCGCAACUCUCCGCAAUGGUCGGAUUUUCAAGUGACCGACUUGUUCCCUGUCCACGACAUGGAAUCCAUUUUCUUUCGAAUGUGCGAAUUGCCUACAGCCAUGAGCUUAGGCCAAAUUGUACAGACACUUGGCGCGAAGAAUGUUCAAAGGCUAAUAUUUCAAUACUUCGGUGAUUUGGACACGAACCUGACCAGAAAACACCUCGAAGGAUUUCCAAAGCUGCAACGAUUGAUUCUGUCGUCCAACAACAUAAAAAAUCUCACCGACGAUAUAUUCGCGGACAUACCGGAGCUCACGUGGCUCGAUUUGCGGGAGAACGAUGUACAUCUACCCCCGGGAAUCUUUAACAAUACGGUGAAACUGGAAGUUCUCGAAUUAGGCCGGAAUAUGAUGAGGAACAUCGAGCCGGAAGUAUUCGACGGAUUGACAAAAUUACAGCUACUCAACUUAUGGCAGAACAAAUUCACGGAGAUUAAGUCAGGCACAUUUGACAAGCUCGUUUCGCUGCGAUCCUUGGAUCUCAACUCAAACGACCUCAUCACUUUGUCUAAGGAUGUCUUCGUGAAGCUAGAGAACCUAGAAGUUCUGAACCUAUUCGGGAACAAUUUCACGUCUUUGCCAGAGGGCCUAUUUCAGCAUAACAGAAAAUUAAGAACUGUGGUUAUGUACGCGAACAAAAAGAAUAUGACGACCUUUCCCGAGAGAUUAUUCGCAAACCUGACGGAGCUGAAAACAGUACAGCUGCGAAGCAACGGUCUAAUUACUCUUCCGGAAAACCUGUUUUGGGGCUCUACCGCCUUGAACAAUAUUAGUUUGGAGAGGAAUUAUCUUACGUCCCUUCCUCAGGAUAUAUUCAAAGGAUUGGAUAAUUUGUACAUGUUAGAACUCGGAUGCAACGAACUUACAUCGUUGCCUGAUAUGAUAUUUUCGGACGCCAGGAAAUUAGUUAAGCUAGAUUUAUCGAAAAAUCACAUUACUUCAAUAUCCAGACAUUUAUUUGAAAGUUUGGAAUCACUGGAGAUAUUAAACAUGAAAGAGAAUCAGUUGCGAAUAAUAGAAGAUACAAGUUUUAAUUCUUUAAGAUAUCUGAAAGUUGCAAUAUUUUCUGAGAAUCAGCUUUCAUUUAAUAAUUCAUUAUCUAUGUACCAAGACGAAUAUGGAAAGAAAUCACCUUUUCAUAGUUGCAACUUUCUAGAAGAACUGUAUCUCGAUAAGAAUAAUAUUUCGGAAAUAUUUAGUGAUUGGAUUAUAAGCAACUUGAAUCUAAGAAUAUUGGAUCUCAAGUACAACCAAAUACCUAACAUCUCGACUGAAGAUCUGCAAUUUAUAUCCAAUAAUAUUGAAGUGGACCUAAGACAUAAUAAUAUAUCACAUAUUUACCUAAAUAAUGCUGAAAAUGUAGCAAGUUUACAAACUCUCCCACGUGAUGUAAUAAUACUAGUGGAAAAUAAUCCAAUAGCUUGUGACUGUGAUUUGUAUGACUUUCUUCGUUACUUGGAAGGCAAAAUGCAUCCCUAUGUGCAAAACUAUUUUCACAUAAAACCAGGUAGCUUAUCAUGCCAAAGUCCAGAAUGGAUAACAAAUAUACUUGUAUCAGACUUAAAGUCUAAAUCCUUAAAGUGUGAAAUACUGCAUCAUUGUCCAACAAGUUGUACAUGUUGGGUGAAACCACAUGACAGAAGUUUCUUAAUCGAUUGUUCCUAUAAGAAUUUAAUAAGUGUGCCACACAAUAUUCAGAUUCCACCACAUUAUAAACUUGAAUUAAAUUUAACGGGUAAUAAGUUGACUAAACUGAUGCCUUUGGCAGACAUUGGCCUGAACAAUGUUUCAAUAUCAAAACUGUAUUUGUCAGACACUAAUAUCUCAAGUGUAUCUUUAGAUGCAUUACCAUUGGCUAUUGAGGUUUUAGAGUUACAUAACAAUAACAUUAGCAAAAUGGAUUCUGAUGUUUUAUAUUUCAUGAGAAACUCUACCAAAUUGAAGAGUCUGACGUUACACGGGAAUCCAUGGGUAUGCGAUUGCGAUGCCAGAGACUUUCUAAAUUUUAUCCAGACGAAAGUUGGAAAAAUUUCGGAAUCCUUGCACAUUACAUGUAAGGAUAUAAACACUCCAAUGUUGAAAAUGACAGCAACAGACUUUUGUCCUGCAGACACCAUAAUGAUCGUAGGAAUUAGUCUAGCUAUAGCGUUCACUGGACUGAUAAUCGGUAUGUUAGCGGCAUUGUACUACCGAUACCAACGAGAGAUUAAAGUUUGGUUAUACGCGCAUCAGUUGUGCUUGUGGUUUGUUACCGAAGAUGAAUUAGAUAAAGAUAAGUUGUACGACGCGUUUAUAAGUUACUCGCAUAAAGAUGAAGAUUUCGUUGUAAACGAGUUAGUGUCUGUGUUAGAAAGUGGUGCUAGACCGUUUAAACUGUGCCUACACUUUCGGGACUGGUUAGCAGGAGAAUGGAUACCAACUCAAAUUGCUCGUUCUGUUGAAGAUUCAAAAAGAACAAUAGUCGUGUUGUCACCGAAUUUCUUAGAAAGUGUUUGGGGACGAAUGGAAUUCAGAGCUGCCCACAGUCAAGCCCUCAGUGAAGGCCGAGCAAGAGUAAUUUUAAUCUUGUACGGUGAAAUCGGUCCUACCGAUGAUUUGGAUCCAGAACUUAAAGCUUAUUUAAGCAUGAACACGUAUGUGAAAUGGGGCGAUCCUUGGUUCUGGGAUAAAUUGCGAUACGCGCUACCGCAUCCACCAGAAUUAACGAAAAACACAAUUAGAAAAAAGAUUUUUGAAAGACAUCAACCAAGUAUACAAAUUAAUGGUGAUAAAAAAGAACUCAUUUAUCCAAUUGGUGUGCCAGAAACGCCACCUGCUGCAAGUACCCCUCCAGCAGAUACCAUUAAAGUAUUUAUAUGUGAUGAGGGAAACGGAGUUAAAAAAGACAGUUCUGCGAAUUUAAAUGUAUCCAAUAGUAAUACCAAAGUUACCUUCUCGCCUGAACAAUUGAUAAAGAAUAAUUUAAUUAACAAAGUACAAUGUACCACUGUAUAAUAAG